Spea bombifrons (plains spadefoot toad) is the source of this 2341-nucleotide messenger RNA. It is a transcript of the gene ANGPTL4, whose product is annotated as angiopoietin like 4. The transcript has 7 exons. The coding region runs from base 34 to 1392 and encodes 452 amino acids. Gene Ontology annotation, molecular function: enzyme inhibitor activity. Gene Ontology annotation, biological process: triglyceride homeostasis. The record is from RefSeq and is a predicted model, not a curated record. Lineage: Eukaryota; Metazoa; Chordata; Amphibia; Anura; Pelobatidae.
GAUAGUUACGGGGAGAGUAAUCUAGGCUUAAAUAUGGAGCUGCUGUUUACAGGUCUCGUGUUGUGUGGCUCAAUGUUGGGAGGGGACAGUUGGGGGAUUUCAUCAGAGAAGAAAGUUCAGUAUGCAUCUUGGGACGAAAUGAAUAUAAUAGCCCAUGGGUUACUCCAGCUAGGGCACGGUCUCAAAGAGCAUGUGGACAAAACAAAGAGCCAGCUAAAAGAGAUCACAGGCAGGCUGAGCCAGCACAAUGUCUCUUUGGUGGAGCUCAUCAAGCAAACCAAAGAGGUCAAAGAGAGUGGGGAUAUGUUGAAAGGUAGGGUUCAAGAGCUGGGGGACAGGGACAGGCAACUUUUUGACCUGUCCCAGGGGCUUAAAGAUAAGGUGCAAGAGAUCAGCAGUGAGAAGCAGCAGCUGGACCAGAGGCUGAAGGACAUGGAAGAUAAGAUCCAGCUGCUGGAACUUGGCAAGCGGCAGAACCGUAGCGACAAGGACGAUAUCCUCAGUAUGCAGUCACAAAUGGACACUCAGAAUGAGAGGAUCAUGGAGCUUUUGGAAAAGAUCAAACUGCAGCAAUUGAAGCUAGACAAACAGAACCAACAAAUUAAAAAUCUGCAAACCAAAAUUCAGGGUAACAUAUCGGAAAAUCAGAAACUGAGCCUUCACUUAAAAAAAGAAGCUUCACUUGAAAAGCCUACUAAUGACAGCAUAGAGGCUGAGACAGAAAGGCCACCAUCUGACUGUCAUCAGAUAUUUUUAGAAGGUGAACGCACCAGCGGCAUUUUCACUGUUAAGCCAAGUACGGCCCAGCCUUUUGAAGUGUACUGUGAAAUUACUGGUGAAGAGGGAUGGACAGUUAUCCAGAGACGCAGUGAUGGCUCAGUGGAUUUUGAUCAGCUGUGGGAACAAUACAGAAAUGGAUUUGGUGCACUUAAUGGUGAGUUUUGGCUUGGAUUGGAGAAGAUUCAUCAAAUAACUAAGCAGGGGCGAUAUGUCAUACGCAUUGAGCUGCAAGACUGGGAGGAAAAUAUCCAGUAUAUGGAGUCAGAGUUUCAUUUGGGAGGUUCCAGCACAGCCUAUGCCCUCCAGGUCUUUGCACCAGUGACUGGUGACCUUGAAAAUGCUCUGAGUGACUUCCGAUCACAAGCAUUUUCCACUCGAGACCAUGAUAAGGACCUUAAACCUGAUAUCAAUUGUGCGAAACAUCUCUCAGGAGGAUGGUGGUUCAGUGCAUGCGGCCAUUCUAACCUCAAUGGUAAAUAUUUUCGCUCCAUCCCUCGUCAGAGGCAUGAGAGGAAGCAGGGGAUCUUCUGGAAAACUUGGAAAGGGAGAUAUUACCCACUGAAAUCCACCUCUAUUAAAAUUCAUCCUAUUGAAUUUGAAACCCCAGAGUAAAGACUGAAUAAAAGAAGACAAACAUUUCAGAACUGUUACUGAGGUUGCUGAUGCAGGGUCGCACUGGGCUUCUGAGGCUUGUCACUAAAUUGCCCUUAACCUGCUGUUUUGCUAUGAAAACUUAAUUAGCGUUAACAUUAGCAUUUCUGAGUUGAAAGAUUAACUAUGGGUUAAGGCUGUACAUUUCAUUUAGACAAUUGGUGCAGCUUCAUUUUAUUUUCCAUACUACUAUAAUUCUCCUUUGUCUUUUUUUUAAAAGGUUGCCUUAACAUUGUGUAAAAGUGUAGGUUUCUUAAGAUAUCUAGAUAAUGUUACUUUAUUGGACCUAAUUUGAAUGGCAUGCAAAUAACUUGUAUCACUGCAAAAUGGUAUACUUUUUUCUUUUGUAGAAGAAAAAAAGCAAAAAGGACAAGGUGUUAGUAAAGCAGGAUGGGAUAUAAUCAUGGUAAUCAUGUGCUUUUUAUGGCUAUGCCAUAAGGUCCUGCUGCAAUUUACAGAAUGUAAAAAUGACUAGUUCCUCAGAUAUGAAAAGUUUAGUUGCCACCAUUCAACAAUCAACACUGUAUUGAAGAAAAAAACUACCCAUGACAGAUAUGUCUUUAGUUUUAAGGAGAAGCUGUAUGAUUAAUAGGUAGCCCUUGCGGGUCAAGAAGGACAAAAUGUAAUUGUUAUGCAUAAAUCUUGCUGCUAAAUGCAGUUAGAAUCCUUCAGUCAUAUUGACUGACUACAAUGGUGACCAAAAUGUCAAUCUGUGUAAAUAUUGGUUUGUACAGUACAUCUUUUUUUAAGAAUUCUACCAGUCAAUGUUUCUGUAUAUUUAAAAAAACCUCUAAUUUAUAAAUAUUUUGUUCUAAAAAUGAAUUUUGUUAAAUUUCAAUGUUCUUUUGUUACACAUUCUAUUAUCCCUAGACUUUUAAAUAAAAAUAGUAAGAUAUACUAUCUUAAAAUA